This is a messenger RNA of Acanthocheilonema viteae, 369 nucleotides long. The record is from the annotation of a GenBank genome assembly. NCBI's taxonomy places the organism in Eukaryota, Metazoa, Nematoda, Chromadorea, Rhabditida, Onchocercidae.
UAUCAGAAUGCACGACCAUUUGGUCAGAAUGCAAAAGAAGUUGAACAAUCAAUUGGUGGUGCUACGGGUGGUUAUGCAACCAAUCCAUUUGGUAUCGAAAAUGGUAAUUUCGGUGAUUAUACGCCGACGCAUAACUUUCCACAUGUUUCGCAAAAUCAGAAUAGAUUUGAUGAAGUCGAAAAACAGAUACCAGUUUCUGGCGUGGAACCAUCUAUGUCUGGACCAACUGGUCAUCAAUCUCAAUUGGAUAUUCCUGAAGAUGCUACUGUAGGCACCUCUGGAACCGAAUAUAAUUCCUCACCAAAAACAGCAGAAUAUGAAAAGAAAAUCAAGUCAUAUUUGAAAUUACGCAAAAGUCAACUGGCAUAA